Aspergillus sclerotioniger CBS 115572 is the source of this 1806-nucleotide messenger RNA. Its product is annotated as SGNH/GDSL hydrolase family protein. Bases 1 to 1806 code for a protein of 601 amino acids. NCBI's taxonomy places the organism in Eukaryota, Fungi, Ascomycota, Eurotiomycetes, Eurotiales, Aspergillaceae. The transcript has 2 exons. The record is from RefSeq and is a predicted model, not a curated record. Gene Ontology annotation, molecular function: hydrolase activity, acting on ester bonds.
AUGGAACCGCAAGACUUCACCUGGAUUCGAAACUGGGCAGCUAUUGGUGAUAGCUAUACGGCAGGCAUUGGCAGUGGAGAUCUGUGGAGCGAAAGGCAGGAGGACUACAAAUGCUCUCGUUAUGACCUGUCGUAUCCAGUCCUUUUGAAACAUGCCAUUGGACCCCAGGUGCAAGACUUUCAGUACUUGGCCUGCAGCGGGGAUCGCCUUGCCGACAUCUACAAGCAGGCAGGCGAGCUACGGCGGAUGCAGGAUCUGGUGGUGCUGACUGCUGGGGGAAAUGACCUGUGCCUGGCCGACAUCAUCAAGACAUGCAUCUUCCUCCCCUUCCAGGGUGAACAGAAGUGCCAGGAAGUUCUUGACCAGGCCCAGCAGAACAUUGACACCAUCCUCAAGCCCAAGAUCCUCGAACUCCUGAAAAAGGUCAUGACCAAGAUGAACAUGAACGGGAUCAUUAUCUACGUCCUCUAUGGCCAGUUCUUCAACACGGACAACGACGACUGCACCAAUGGUCAGGACUGGGCCUUCCCCCGGUUGGAUCCCGUCCACCCCCUCCGCUUGACUCGCGAGCGCCGUGCCAUAUUCAACAAACUAGUGGUCAACAUCAAUAACGCCAUCAAGGACGUCAUUCAUGGCAUUCGGCCACACGACAACCCCGAGCCGCGCCUUCGCACAGCAGACUGGGAUGCCUUCAUGAAGGAUGGUCUCCAGGGACAAUACUGUGUGCCCUGGUCGACCGGUCAGUAUCCCGAUCCCAAGCAGCCCUAUCUCCAUUUCUUCAAGCCGGACACCACCAACUCCGGUCAUUAUGAGCUGAAGAAGCGCGACCUGAUCAACAGCAUCUCCGUCGCUGAUGAUGCCAUAUCUGCCCUCUACAACUCAACCCUCUACCUCUCGCCCAACCCAUCCGCUGCCGUCCUGCAUGACCUCAACCCCGGCAGCAGCCCUGCGCCGCCCGGCUGUCCUGGCGACAAGGGCCCAUCGCUGGGUAUUGGCCUGCCCGACCGCUGGGGCAAAUACUUCCACCCGAAUGAGUUGGGCCACCGGACGAUGGCAUCCUUCGUACUGGACUCAAUCAUCACCGAGCGAUCUCUCACCCUCAUGAAGCCCAACCCGACCUGCAUGCGUCACCGUGAUGAAUUCCGCUGCUGGCAAAAAGACGGCCGCAAGGACUACGCCAACCCGGACCUCCUGUACCGGAACUACAAAACCUACUGCGCCGAAGUCAAACGACCCAAGAACGCAAAGAAUUGGAAAGACGAGCGCUGGUUCAACAGUGACACGCCCGACACCCACUACUUCAGCAUCACGCUCAGCAACGACGCCACUCACUACGACCCAGCCCACUGCAUGGAGUCCUUCGAGCGUAUCAUCACCAGCUGCGAUGGCAACGACCCCGAGAACCCGAUGAACUGGAAGUUCGGUGGUCGCUGGACUCGCGGGAGCUAUACGUACGAACUUAACGUCCAGAAUUCGUUCAAGCGGCCCUGGCCACCCACCAAGAAGGUUGGGGGCUACUGUGAUGGCCGCUUUAAAGGCUUGUUUUCUCAUUACAAUAUGCGCGGUCGUGGCUGGUCGACCUGGGACUCGGGCCAGGAAACUCUCGUGCCCGCCAUCCGGAAGUGUUUAGGGCUCGGCGGGUUGACGGGGUUCGGAUUUAAGUAUCUUGAUGAGCCGGAUAAGGAUGGGAAUGAGUGGGCAGCUUGGUUCAAUACUCCUAUUUUGUUUUCGGCUAGAUGUUUUGCAAAUAAUAAGGUCGCGUUUGCGGCUGGUGGGUUUACGGAUGGAUGCAGUGGGACUGGAUGA